Elaeis guineensis (African oil palm) is the source of this 1896-nucleotide messenger RNA. The record is from RefSeq and is a predicted model, not a curated record. NCBI's taxonomy places the organism in Eukaryota, Viridiplantae, Streptophyta, Magnoliopsida, Arecales, Arecaceae.
GUUAGCUUUCUUUCAUCUGCAGUAAUCUUGGUCCCUGGUUAAUUUAACAAGGAAAUGUCUGUCCACCGGGAGUGGAUACACUUCCCCCUUCCCAUUCUAAGGCAAACCUUACAACCAAGCGUCCACUAUCUAGGCCUCCGCAAACACACAUGAGAACUUACAUACCCAAUGACAUCGCAGUCCUUGCCAGUGCUACUGCUGGCUGCUGAGAGCCCACAGACCCCAUGCUGCCGGUGCCCCCAAUCUCAGCAGUGUUGGCUUGAGAGUGUUUCUUGUUAUAGUACUUGGACCUAGAAAUUGAUGAGUGAGAUGAAAGUUUAUGCUUUCGGUAGUUACAUGGACAUAGAUGCUAUUAUCAUUGAAUAGUAUUCCUUAUUCUUCAUCAUAAUCAGACAAUUUUUUUCAAUUCAUGUUUGAAGUUUCAGAGCAUCUUUAGUAUUGAGAGCACAAGGUCUUAUAAGAGCUUGCCCAACCCUGUAAUCAUUGAAAAAAACUUGCGAGAGCUCAGUGAAGAACCCUAACAUUGGAACAGUGGGGGAAAAAGGUAACAAACAGUUUGUAAAAUGGGGACAGGAGCAAUUUGUCCCCUCACUUACGGAGGCCCCCCCAAACAAUGAAGGUAAUGGUGGUGAGCUCAUCGGUUAGCGUCAAACUCGCCCAAGGUCUGUUUGCAAAGAAAGACAGGUUUAUCUGGUGUGAUUUGUAAAUAAGCAUUAGGAGAGGUGUUGUACACAAUACUGAUAUAAUAUGUAAAAUGCAAAAGAAAUCUUCUGGUUAUCAUACCUUAUACGUCUCACUUGGCAGCUGUUUUUAUCUAGAACUUUAUUAAACUAUACCUCACAUCCAUAUUUCUCAUUAGACGUUAAGAAAUUAGAGCAAUAUAAAUCAUGGGCGUAGUUGAUUGGCAUUUUGUUCAUUGUUUUCCCAUAUAUAGGUGUUUCAAAUGCCAUGCAUUAGUAAACCAUGCAUUGAUCUAAUAAUUUCUAAAUCAUAAAACCUAUGCAUGCAGAACUUCGAGACCUAAAGCUGCAGACUGGUUACUUCAGUUUAAAACAGAUCAAAGCUGCCACCAAUAACUUUGAUCGUGCAAAUAAGAUAGGUGAAGGUGGCUUUGGUCCAGUUUACAAGGGUGUGGUGCCUGAUGGUUCUGUAAUUGCAGUUAAGCAGCUUUCUUCCAAGUCUAAACAAGGGAACCGUGAAUUUCUUAAUGAAAUAGCCGUGAUAUCAGCCGUGCAACACCCAAAUCUUGUGAAGCUUUAUGGUUGUUGUAUUGAAGGAAAUCAAUUACUGCUAAUAUAUGAAUAUAUGGAAAAUAAUAGUCUAGCCCGUGCUCUAUUUGGUCCUGAAGAAUACCAACUGAAAUUGAACUGGAAAACAAGGCGUAAGAUUUGCCUAGAGGUAGCAAGAGGUUUGACAUAUCUCCAUGAAGAGUCGAGGUUGAAGAUUGUUCACCGAGACAUCAAGGCGACAAAUAUUCUGCUUGACAAAGAUCUCAAUGCAAAAAUAUCUGACUUUGGUUUGGCAAGAUUGGAUGAAGAAGAGAAUACCCACAUCAGCACCCGAAUAGCUGGUACAUUAGGAUAUAUGGCUCCUGAAUAUGCAACAAGGGGUUACUUGACAGACAAAGCAGAUGUUUACAGCUUUGGAGUUGUCAUAUUAGAGAUUGUUAGCGGAAUGAGCAACACAAGUUUUAGGCCCAGGGAGGACUUUGUUUUUCUUCUUGAUUGGGUAAGUGUUAUUGGAUCUCAUAUUUUUGUUCAGGAACUUUUGUUGACAUGAUCAUUGUUAGGUGAAGGACAAGAUCUUACUUUUAUAUGCUAACAAAAAUGUGAAUGUAUAACCUUGAGUUCAUUUUUUUCAUCCUCAGAAAACAAAAAACUAUGAGUUGAUUUUCAU